This is a messenger RNA of Closterium sp. NIES-65, 3828 nucleotides long. NCBI's taxonomy places the organism in Eukaryota, Viridiplantae, Streptophyta, Zygnematophyceae, Desmidiales, Closteriaceae. The record is from the annotation of a GenBank genome assembly.
AUGGCCACGCUCAGUGUCCUCACGUUCGAUCCGAAGGGCCGCCUGAUAGAGUUCGAUGCGUGGCUCGACGACCUACAGUUGUUCUUACUGAGCGAGUCCACGAACGGAGUCUCACUGUUUGACCUCACGUCUGGCGCCUCUCCUCCCCCUGCCGCCACAGCUGACAGUACGACUUGCUCACAGUGGCUUACUCGUGACGCUGCUGCUCGCUUAGCCGUUCGCAACCACGUGUCGUUAGCCGAACGCGCUCACUUCAGACAGCAUAAGACAGCGAAAGCACUGUAUGACGCUGUAGUCACUCGUUACUCUUCCCCGGCCACUGCUGCUCUAGGCCGCCUUCUUCUUCCCUACCUGUUCCCAGAGUUGUCCGCCUUUGCCACAGUAGCCGACCUCGUCACUCACCUUCGUACUAGUGACACUCGCUACCGCACUGCGCUUCCCGCUGAGUUUCUCACCAAGAACCCUCCUCCCAUGUACAUCACUCUCUACUUCAAAUUCACCCACCUCCCUGACUCUCUUAGCGCUGUCACGGACCUCCUUCUAGCCGUUGACCCCAGCACCCUCACUGUCGACCUGCUCGAGAAGCACCUCCUUGCAGCUGAGACUAGCAUAGUCGCUGAAGGCGCUUCUCGUGGUACUCCUCGCACCCCCUUCUUUGAGGGGUGUUCGCCCUCCCCCCUUCUCCCCUCAGUCGCCUCUGCUGCAGCUGUUGACUACCUUCGUGCUGAGGAGGUAGGAGCUGCGUCUGCCCCUAGUGGGAGGCGCCGCAGCGGCAAGGGAGGCCAAGGAGGCACGGGCGGUGGGGGUGGCAGAGGUGGAGGCGGCGGUGGAGGGGGUGGAGGGGGCGGCGGUGGUGGAGGGAGUGGUGGUGGGAGUGGGGGUGCAAGUGGCGGUGGGGGUGGCGGCAGUGGCAGUAGUGGCGGCGGCAGUGGUGGCGGCAGUGGGAGUGGAGGCGGCGGCAGUGGUGGCGUUCGGGGUGGUAAUAGUCAGAAGGGAGGCCUUGGCGGUGGUAACAGACAGCAGCAGCGGUGUCAGCUUUCGCCCCAGGAGCUACGUGAGUGGUUUGCUCAGCGUGGGGCGGCUGGGGGUAGUGGUCCCUGCCCGUAUGUCAUUUGCACAGGUGACCGCACUGACCCAAGUAUAGAGGCUGCUGCUCUGGGUGCUAGUGCGUCUGCUGCUCUAGGUGCUGGUGAGUCUGCCCUCUCUGGUACUGAGUCUGCUGCGCCCUUGCACACCUUCACGCUUGACUCAGGUGCUUCCCGCUGUUUCUUUCGUGAAAGUACCACAGUCACACCGCUUUUUGCACCUGUUGCUGUCUCUCUAGGUGACCCCUCUGGGGGCCCAGUCCUUGCACGUUCCUCCACUGUUCUGCCUUGUCCGGCGGUUUUGUCUGGGUCGUUGUCAGGCCUCCACCUCCCCUCAUUCUCUACGAACUUGGUGAGGAUUGUUGUCCUCCAGGAUGCGGAGGCUGACACCUUCACCCGUGGUCGGCAGCGUGUGGCGAUCCGUACGUGCUCGCCCGGGUCGAGUCUGUACGCACUGACUACUGCGCCUCCUCAGGUAGCUGCGUCUGCGUCUACGUCAGGUCAGCUUGCAGCCCCCUGCUCGUGUCGCGCCCUGUCGCCACAAACGCUCCUUUGGCACCACCGCCUUGGUCACCCCUCUAUGGCACGCCUCCAUGGCAUGCACUCGCGUCUCCUUUUCCCUGGUCUUCCCAGGUCUCUCCCUCCCCUUCCACCCUCGCCUGCCCCUCCCUGCCUUCCCUGCGUCGAGGGGCGGCAGCGCGCUGCUCCUCACUCCUCCUCUUUCCCCCCGACAAAGGCUCCCCUGCAGACUCUCCACCUGGACGUGUGGGGCCGAGCCCGCGUCCGUGGACAGGGCCACGAGCGGUACUUUCUGCUGGUUGUCGACGAAUACACGUGUUACACCAUGGUCUUCCCCUUGCGCCACAAGGGGGAGGUCCCUGAUAUUAUGAUCCCUUGGAUCCGCGCUACGUUCACGCUUCCGGCCUCUCCGCAGCAGAAUGGGGUUGCUGAGCGCCGCAUUGGCUUGGUCAUGGAGGUCGCUAGUACCUCCAUGAACCAUGCGGCUGCCCCCCAUUUUCUGUGGCCGUUUGCAGUCCAGUACGCUGCGCAUCAGCUCAACCUCUGGCCCCGUGUCUCCUUGCCGGAGACCUCGCCCACACUGCGUUGGACGGGGGAGGUUGGCGAUGCGUCGGUGUUCCGGGUAGACCCUGUCGAGCCUGUCGAGGUAGCUGUCGACUCUGGUACAGCUAGAGGCGCUGCGUCUCGGGGUGCUGCGUCUGGGGGUGCUGCGCCUACGGGUGUGGGGCCUGGGAGUGCGGAACCUGGGGGUGCUGCGACUGGGGGUGCUGAGUCUGGGGGUGCUGAGCCUGAGCGUGGGGGUACUUUGUCUUCUGGAGGUCCUCCGGGUGUCUUGUCCCGUCGGGAGACGCUCUCUCCACCGCAGCUGCGUGAGUGGUUUGCUCGGAACUGGAGCCUCCGGAGUGGUGCUGCUGAAGCUGGAGCUGCAGGAGGUGCUGGAGCCCCUGGUCCCGGAGGUGCUCGUACUGGAGGUACUGGAGCUGCUGGGGCUGGAGGUGCUGCUGGAGCUGCUCGAGGUGCUGCUGGAGAUGGAGCUGCUGGAGGUACUGGAGUUAAAGGUGCUGCUAGAGCUGGAGCUGCUGGAGGUACUGGAGCUACUGGAGUUGGAGGUGCUGCUGGAGGUAAUGGAGCUACUGGAGCUGGAGGUGUUGCUGGAGCUGGAGCUGGAGGUGCUGCUGGAGCUAGAGCUGCUGGAGUUGCUGCUGGAGCUGGAGCUGGAGGUACUGGUGCUGUCGAUGCUGGUUCUGGAGGCGCUGAGCUACCGCGACCGUACUUCGUUCCAUUGCUUCAGCAGGUUCUUGGUCUCCCGCCUUCUACUGACCUUUCCCCUCCCUUACUGUGUCCACCGCCUGACCAAUCCCAGCCGCAGUUACAGCCAGCCUCCCCACUGCCUGCUCCUUCUCCUUACACUGAGCAGCUCGGAGGUCUUACAGAGCGUCGUGAGCCUGCGUCUCGUCCUGCGUCGCCUGUUCGCGCUGUUCGCACUGGUCGUCGUGUUCCGCGUCAGCGUCCUCCUCCUGUCCCCGGCACGCACCAGAUGGCGCUUCGUCCUUCCUCUAUUCCACUGCGUGUCCCUCUGCCGUCUCCUCCUUCGUCCUCCCUUGCUGACGGUCCGGACCCAGAGUCUGACUACCUUCGUGUUCCUAGUCCUACUCUCACGUGUCUCCUGGCCACUGUUGUCAGUGAAUUUUCCUUUGAGUCUACUGCUGCGUCUACUCUUGUUGCUGAGCUGGUUGACUUUUCUGCCGCUUGUCAUCUAGACUACGCCGCUAGUCUUGUUGCUGAGACAGGGCAGGAGGACUUUGAGUGUUUUGCAGCUGCUGUACCUCAUCUCGUGUCCAUGCUGAUUGCACCUGAGGGAGACCCGAAUGCACCAGACAUCCCAACGCCGUGCUCUUACGCAGAGGCGAUAGAGGAUCCCUACUCCUCUCAGUGGCAGUCAACCAUGGACGCAGAGAUGGCAUCUUGGAAGUCCACAGGCGCCUACUUCGACGAGGUUCCCCCACCUCGGGCGAACAUUGUCAGUGGCAUGUGGAUUUUCAGGGUGAAGCGGCCGCCGGGUUCUCCGCCUGUCUUCAAGGCGUGUUACGUUGCACGAGGCUUCACGUACGAGCUUCACUCUCUUGACUUCAGCACUGCUUUCCUACAGGGCAGCCUGCACGAGGAGAUCUGGCUGCACCGCCCACCUGGCUUCACUGGGUCGUUUCCUACAGGUUCCCAGUAG